Molecule: messenger RNA, 1822 nt
Organism: Sinocyclocheilus rhinocerous
Lineage: Eukaryota; Metazoa; Chordata; Actinopteri; Cypriniformes; Cyprinidae
Product: protein-glutamine gamma-glutamyltransferase 5-like
Exons: 14
Biological process (GO): peptide cross-linking
Cellular component (GO): mitochondrion
Molecular function (GO): protein-glutamine gamma-glutamyltransferase activity
Source: RefSeq, a predicted model, not a curated record
AUGGACCAGUUCAGUGUUCGAACUAUUGACCUGCAACAGGUGCAAAACCAGACCCGCCACAAGACCGACGGUCUGAGCUCCAGCACUGUGGUUCUGCGGAGAGGACAGGCCUUCACAGUGACAAUCAACUAUGAUGGACGACCAUUCGAUCCACUGAUGGAAAAACUGAUCUUCCAAAUUGUUCUAGGUCCGGUGUCUGUGGAGGUCCCGGUCUCCAGGCUCGGACAGCCCUCUCUGACUCAAUGGAGCGCUGUUCUGGAGAGGCGUUUACCGAACCCGACUGGGUUCGCUAAACGUGCGCUAUCUGUAUCACUGUCCAGCCCUGCGUCUGCUUCUAUCGGCGUCUACACGCUCCAGCUGAGGGUCGAGACCCGUCUGAAUGUGAAAACACACUCGCUCGGCCAGAUCACGCUCCUCUGCAACCCCUGGUGCCAAACUGAUUCGGUGUUCCUGCAGUCGGAGGAUCUGAGGACUGAAUAUGUCAGGAGUGAUAUUGGCCUGCUGUUUAAAGGCAGCCCCGGUAACAUGGUCUCCAGACCCUGGUCGUUCGAUCAGUUUGAAAAGGGGAUACUGGACAUCUGUAUGAAAUUGCUGCAGUUGAGUCCUCAACAUCAAGCGGACAUGAGAACAGAUCUGCAGAACCGCAGCAAUCCGGUGUACAUCGGCCGCGUGAUCUCAGCGAUGGUGAACUCUAAUGAUGAUAAAGGGGUUUUAAUGGGAAACUGGUCAGGUGACUACAGCGGUGGCAUCAACCCUUCACAGUGGUCCGGCAGCGCAGAUAUUCUCAAGAAGUGGGCAGAAGCACAAUUCAGGCCUGUGAAAUACGGACAGUGCUGGGUGUUUGCUGCUGUCAUGUGUACAGUAAUGAGAGCCCUUGGCAUUCCGACUCGAGUCAUCACCAACUUCAACUCCGCUCAUGACACAGACGGAAAUAUGGUGAUUGAGGAAUAUUACAAUGAGAUGGGGAAAAAGCUGUCUAUGAGCAAAGAUAGCAUCUGGAACUUCCACGUGUGGGUGGAGAGUUGGAUGAAGAGGCCUGAUCUGGGUCAAGGCUAUGACGGAUGGCAGGUUCUCGACGCCACGCCACAAGAGAAGAGCGCAGGAAUGUUCCGCUGUGGCCCUGCUGCUGUUAAAGCCAUCUAUCAGAAGAAGGUGGAGGCGCAAUACGAUGUGCCGUUCGUUUAUGCAGAAGUGAACGCAGAUGUGCGUACAAUAAUCAUCAAAGAUAAGAAGGUAUUAUCAACCAGCAUUGAUAAAAAAAGAGUUGGAGCCCUGAUCUCCACCAAACGUCCAGGAUCCAUGCUAAUGCAGGACGUCACGUCUGAAUACAAAACUGAGAAGGGCGCUGGUGCACCAGGCGUUGUUGCUAUCUCAAGACCCCAUAUUCGAGAGGAUGACAGCGCAGGUGAAAGGGAAGAGGAUGACAGCGCAGGUGAAAGGGAAGCUUCUAAGGGCAUUGAAGUUUCUCUCCAGCUUCUGAAAGCCCCUGUAGUCGGAGAAAACAUUUCUUUCAAUGUCAUAAUCACUAACAAUGUGGCUGCUCCGAAACUGCUGAAAAAACACGUGAACGCUCAGAACAAGGAGUACAACCGCAAUCCCACUGGAACCUUCUGGGAGGCUCACGACGAUGUGAAGAUCGCCCCGAAUGAAACUGUGACUAUAAAACAUGAGAUCCCCUUCAACGCCUACAUGCUGAAGGAGGCUGUGGAGGAUUAUAUGGUUAACCUGGCCGUGGUUAUAGAGGAUGUGGAGUCUCAGGAGAGAGUGCUGGCAUCAGAAGAGUUCAACAUCCGCAGCCCUGCUCUCAGUGUACAGGUAUAUA